AGAAGCGUUAGGUACCCUGGGAAAGAGGGGCGGUUCCUGGCUGCUGCUUGCGCAAGAAAACGACACGGGGACGUUUGUUCGGAGAAGAUAUCGUGGACUUUAGAGUGACGGGUCAUGACAUGGUGCGCAGUGGUCGUGUUCGAACGCGACUGGGUUCACUAUGGCCGGGCAUGCAGGCGGUCCUAUUCCGUCCAGACAGCUUCGGAGGCAACGUUCGAAUUCGGCGUUUGGCGGCAAACGAAGACGGACUUAUUCAGCACAAGGAUUGCAGGUCGGGGUCCCAAGAUUCCAGCCCAAUGGUCGGCGGUCUGCAUUCGUCCAUCAAUUGCAACGGUGAUUCCUUCUCCUCUUGAGGGGUCUAGUGCGUCCUCUUUGGAUACUGUAAUUGACAGGAUCGAGGAGGAAUGGACAAUAGGCGGGCUUCCGCCAUUGGCACGAGGUGUGUCUGUGUCUGUGUGUGGUGUUGGGUGUGUGUUCCGCUGUGUAAGAUGGGAGAUGGUCAAGACAUGUGCUGCGUCUGAGACAAGGCCACUCUGUGACACCAGGCAAGACAAACUUCAUGAUGACAGGCUGCAACAAUGGCUUUCUAGAGGGUGGUCUCGAUCCAGGUAGUAAGACAGUCAUUAAAGACUGCCUGGCGCUGCUCUAUCUGCCGCUUCGAUAUCCGUUCCCUUCUAAAGAAUCAUCAUCUCAUUCCACGGCGUGAUUCUCGCUUUCUGGGUCCAUCCAGCCCGGUACCUUACCGAGUAUACUACAAUGGUAGACCUAGUAAUACCCCCGCCUU
Colletotrichum phormii is the source of this 784-nucleotide messenger RNA. RefSeq lists its product as uncharacterized. The record is from RefSeq and is a predicted model, not a curated record. Lineage: Eukaryota; Fungi; Ascomycota; Sordariomycetes; Glomerellales; Glomerellaceae. The transcript has a single exon. The coding region runs from base 115 to 612 and encodes 165 amino acids.